UUUAUAUUAACAGUCAUGACUUUUUAUAGGAAAGCAUUCGGCAAACUUCGGUAGCACGGGUUAGCGGAAUCUACCGAAGUUCGUAGUUUAUUUAAAGUUGUCACAACAAACCGAAAGUAGAAAUAUCCUGUGGUUAUCUUAAAAUAGCACUUCAAGUUCAAUACACCUACACGUGGAAGAUGGGGACAAAAGUUAAGAUAGGCAUCAUUGGAGGAUCUGGGUUAUCUAAACCAGACAUAUUAAAAGGGGGAGAGGAAAAGGAAGUCAACACACCUUUUGGAAAGCCAUCUGAUGCUUUGAUUUGUGGUGAGAUUGAGGGAGUACCUUGUGUGUUAUUAUCCAGACAUGGCAGAGGACACACAAUUAUGCCGACCAAUGUAAACUUCCGAGCCAAUAUUUGGGCUAUGAAAGAGAUGGGCUGUACGCAUUUAUUGGUAACGACAGCAUGUGGAUCAUUACAGGAAGGCAUACAUCCUGGAAACAUUGUAGUUAUUGAUCAGUUCAUUGAUAGAACACAGAAGAGAAUUCAGACAUUUUUUGAUGGAGCACCACUUUCGCCUUUAGGUAUAUGUCACAUGUCAAUGGCUGACCCAUUCUGUUCUAGGACAAGUAAGAUGUUGUAUGAAAGUGGGAAGAAUUUAGGUUUAUCUAUAAGAGAAACUGGUACCAUGUUAUCCAUAGAAGGUCCCAGAUUUUCAUCUAGAGCUGAAAGUAAAUUAUUUAAUUCAUGGGGAGCACAUUGUAUUAACAUGACAACAGUACCAGAGGUAAUACUUGCAAAAGAAGUUGGUCUUUGCUAUGCUUCAUUGGCAUUGGUUACAGACUAUGACAGUUGGAGGGAAGGUGAAGAAGGGGUUAACGUAGAAAAUAUUAUGAAGAUAUUUAAACAGAAUUCUUCAAAUGCAUUGAAAGUUUUACUAGAUGUAAUACCUAAGAUAGCAAAGGAAGACUGGACCAAGACUUUGGAGGACUACAAGAAUGCUGUGACGAUGAACACAUUGCUGCCACAUAGUUAUUAACAUGGAUAUUUACGCAAUAUUUUAUUUUUAUACUGUUAACCAGGAGCUACUCCACAUACAGGAACAUUUGUAUUACAAUCUAAUCAACAAAAUUAAAUAGCAGGGGAUCAAGUAUAAAAAAGAGCAGGGUUUGAAAAAAUGAUUGAAAUGAUUUUGUAAAAUAGAUGUUUUUAUUUCUCUGAAUCAAUGUGUUCUGCAUAUAUUGCAGUUAUGAACUUUUUACGUCUUCAUUGUUUCAAUUUGACAUGGAUUUUUUAUGUCAUAAAUGUUUAAAAUACAGAUUCAUUUUAAAAACAUUUUACUUAAAUUUAUGUAUGUGAUAUGUUAGUUGUUAAUUUCUGUGACAUUUUGGUCUCUUGUGGAGAGUUGUCUCAUUGGCAAUCAUACCACAUCUUCUUUUUUUUUUAUAGUGUUGGAAACCUACUUGUAAUUUCAAUAUAAUGUGAAUUUAGAAAUUGUGCAAAUUCUACUGGUGUAAACAGUGAGUUAUUGAUAUUAAAGUUUUUUUAUAUUUGUCAACUGAUCCAUUACAAAGAUGUAAACAAUUACAGGUCAAUUUCAUUCCAGAUGACAGAUGUGGUAUAUUUAAUAAAUAGAAAUUAUGCAUUUUUUAUGAUCAUAUUCAUAUGUGCUGCAUUUAUCUUUUGGUUUUCAAUAAAAUUUUAAUCAUUG
Molecule: messenger RNA, 1691 nt
Organism: Mytilus trossulus (common blue mussel)
Lineage: Eukaryota; Metazoa; Mollusca; Bivalvia; Mytilida; Mytilidae
Product: S-methyl-5'-thioadenosine phosphorylase-like
Exons: 9
Coding region: 180-1019 (279 amino acids)
Biological process (GO): nucleoside metabolic process
Cellular component (GO): cytosol
Molecular function (GO): S-methyl-5-thioadenosine phosphorylase activity
Source: RefSeq, a predicted model, not a curated record